Messenger RNA from Durusdinium trenchii, 558 nucleotides. NCBI's taxonomy places the organism in Eukaryota, Dinophyceae, Suessiales, Symbiodiniaceae. The record is from the annotation of a GenBank genome assembly.
AUGGCUCGUUCUGCAUCAGGCUCCACCGGCCUCCUUAUGCUGCUGUGUGCCGCUGCCGCGCUCUGCUUUCUGCAGAGCGCCUUCGUUGGCCCCACCAAGGCAGAGGUCUCUCAGGACGCGGCCAAGCUGGCAGUGGCCGGUGCUGUGCUGGCAACGCCUGAGGCGGCCCAUGCACGACUGCCAGAGGACGUGAUAACUUUUUCUCCAAUUCUGAUAGGCCUAGCAAAGCAAACUCCCCACUUUGAGGAGUUUGUGAUCUUUGCGCCCAUUGUGGAUGUGCUUCCUAUCCUCCCCGUCUUCUUCUUCCUCUUGGCCUUCCUUUGGCAGGCAGGUCGAGUCUCGCAGCAACCCAACGUUUGUUCCAAAAUGGUUGAGCUGGCCCCGAGGGGGCUGCGAGAGCUGGUGAUGGGGAGCGCCAAUGUCUUGAAUGAGACACCAGGCACGGACGGUAUGGCCAUUGACCCCAACCCAUCCGCCAGGCUGCCGUGGGCUUCCGCUGAAGCACUGGAGUGGAGCUGUGUAGCCGCCAAACCUGAGCAGAGCAGGUGCCAAUUCUAG